GCAUAUAGAUCUUUCGUACCCGCUUCAAGUACCGACAGAAUGGAACCACCCUUUCCGCUCGGGAAAUACAAUACGGUAUGUGUUGUUGCGGGGUAGGGAACACCUCAGUGGGGCCGGCAAAGACAACACUGUGAUCGGGCCGGCUUUCGGAGACAACGGACAACGACGGGACAACGGCUUGCCGAAGGAAAGCUGAUAAGAACACCUUUCCCCUUCUCAUUUCAUGUUCACUCUACAAUAAAGCAUCUCCAAAUCACACACCGUUCACCACUCCCGAACACGGCCGUCACAAUGCCAGCGCCGAUCAAGAUCGCAGUCCUCGACGACUACCAGGGGAUCUCGGAGCCCAAGUUCAAGAGCCUGGACCCUGCCAAGUACGAAGUGACCUUCUUCAAGGACACCCUCCUCCCCUACAACCACCCAGACACGCCGCAGGAGGUGAAAGACAAAUUAGCUGCCCGACUCGAGCCGUUCACAGUCAUCUCCACCAUGCGCGAGCGCACCCCCUUCCCACGCGAGCUGGUCGCCCGCCUGCCCAACCUCAAGCUCCUGCUCACCACGGGCAACCGCAACCUGGCGCUGGACCUGGCCGCCUUCCGCGAGCGGUCCAUCCCCGUCGCCGGCGCGGUAGACCGCGCGCACGCCGGCUCGGUCGGCUCCGUGUCCACCACCGAGCACUGCGUUGCCAUGAUCCUGGGCGCGGCGCGCAACCUCGCGCAGGACGACCUCUCGAUCAAGACCGGCGGGUGGCAGACCGUGCCGGCGGUGGGUCUUGCGGGAAAGGUGUUUGGCACGGUUGGGCUGGGGAGGUUGGGCAUGGCGGUCGCGAAGAUCAUGCACGUGGCGUUUGGCAUGCGCGUGGUGGCGUGGAGUGAGAAUCUCACGCAGGAGAAGGCCGAUGAGAAGGCUAGGGAGGCUGGGCUGGGGGUUGAUGCCGGACCGGGAGGGGACAAGACUUUCAAAGUGGUGAGCAAGGAGGAGUUGUUUAGGACGGCGGAUGUGGUGAGUGUGCAUUUAGUGCUGUCGGACCGGUCGAGAGGGGGCAUUUCGAGGAAGGAUCUGGAGUUGAUGAAGCCGACGUCUAUCUUUGUCAAUACCUCGCGGGGCCCACUGGUGGUUGAAAAGGACCUGCUGGAUGUGCUCGAGGAGGGCAGGAUUCGGAUAGCGGCGCUCGAUGUUUUUGACCUGGAGCCUCUCCCACUGGACAGUCGAUGGAGGACGACGAAAUGGGGCCGGGACGGGAGGAGUCAGGUGCUUCUGACACCACAUAUGGGCUAUGUGGAAGGGGCUACGCUGGAUGCAUGGUACGAUAUGCAGAUUGAGAAUCUCCUGCGGUGGGAAAAUGGGGAGGACUUGGUUGAGAGCCUGUAUUAGGCCAUGGCGGGACUGUCGCGCGGUGAGAAGCGCGUCCUUACAUGAAGUUUAGUCACAUCAAGUUGGUUCCAAUUGCCGCC
Chaetomium strumarium is the source of this 1454-nucleotide messenger RNA. RefSeq names its product D-isomer specific 2-hydroxyacid dehydrogenase. The transcript is spliced from 2 exons. The coding region runs from base 292 to 1374 and encodes 360 amino acids. Gene Ontology annotation, molecular function: NAD binding. The record is from RefSeq and is a predicted model, not a curated record. Lineage: Eukaryota; Fungi; Ascomycota; Sordariomycetes; Sordariales; Chaetomiaceae.